Salvelinus fontinalis (brook trout) is the source of this 5324-nucleotide messenger RNA. Its product is annotated as inactive serine/threonine-protein kinase TEX14-like. Gene Ontology annotation, cellular component: midbody; intercellular bridge; kinetochore. The coding region runs from base 295 to 4923 and encodes 1542 amino acids. The record is from RefSeq and is a predicted model, not a curated record. NCBI's taxonomy places the organism in Eukaryota, Metazoa, Chordata, Actinopteri, Salmoniformes, Salmonidae. Gene Ontology annotation, biological process: protein phosphorylation; intercellular bridge organization; male meiotic nuclear division. Gene Ontology annotation, molecular function: protein binding; ATP binding; protein kinase activity. The transcript has 30 exons.
UAAGGACCACCAUAUGUAAACAUUCAAGGCUCUUGUGGUAGCUAAACUAACAGAUACGUGUCAUAUGCUUGUGAUCUGCUUUUCUAUUAUGGUAUUUCGACUUUUCCGUAAAGUUAACAAUCUUUUUGUUCCCUAAAUUAUUUUUAGUUGGUCGGCUCGUGAUGCUUAAUUUACUGUGAGAGAUUCGACGCUCGUGCUUAGUCUGAUGAUCAGCUAACUAGUUACUACGAAUUCGUUUUUACUGCAGGGACCCCCCGUUGGUAGUUGGAACUCCGUGCCAGUGAAUGGAGCAGGAUGGCUGCUUUGCCUGUUCCCUGCCCAGUGCGAUUGGGGAUCGUGAAGAAUGGAGGCCUACCUGCUCAGUUGCAUAGGUACACCCUGGAGAAGAAUCUGCACAAGAUGGAGAAGCUGCUCAAGAAAGGUGUGGAUGUGGACUGUGUCAAUCACUUGGGCCAGACACCUCUGUUCUGUGCAUCGCUCCUGGGCCUGGCAAGUGUCACUGAGCUGCUUCUGCAAUUUGGAGCUGACCCCAACCAUCGCUGUGAGGACAGGAGCACCCCCGUCCACGCUGCCGUGUUCGCCUGUAACCCCUGGCUGCUGAGCGGCCUUCUAGACGCAGGGGGGGACCUAAGGCUCCACGACCACAAAGGCAGGAGCCCCCAAGACUGGGCCGAGGCUGGGGCUCAGGAGCACAGCGCCAGGAUGCUUAAGUUCCUGAAGAGCUGUGUGACCCACAUGCACAGCCUGUCUCAGUUGCCCCAGCCCAGGGAGCUGCGCCGGACCCCCACCUCCACAUCUUCCAAGACUCUGCUGCGCUCCCCAUCUCUACUGGAGCUCCUCAAGUCCGGUGGCUCUGACCUGCACCUCAACAGAAAGAUUACCAAGUCCUCUGCCUGUGACACAGUUCAAUGUUUUGGCUUUGGAAAGUUGUGUAUAGAUAAGCCGGGAUAUGCGUUGGGCCUUCUGGCCUCCCUGCCUGUGAUUGGGGACAGUGAGUUAGGGCAGGCGGACGACGAACCCCUCCUCUCCUUCUCCUGUGGCGCCUUCAUUACCAUGACCAAUUACAGCUGGAAGGGCUGCAGGAUCACUGUGAAGGAGCUGCAGUCCUUCUCUCCACAAGGGGGCAGCCAAGAGGCCUACCUCGACCUGAUGCUCAUUGAGCUGGAGUACUGCAACCAGUUGUUCCAUCCCUACCUGCUGCAGCUGAUGGCAGUGAGCAUGUCCAGUGACCUGCUGAGGGUCCGUCUGGUGUUUGAGCGGGUCCACGUGGGCUCUCUGCACAACUUGCUGCACCAGAGGCGUGCUGAGUUUCCAGUGCUGCGUGCUGAGACCAUGCUGUUGGUGGUGCUGCAGGUGUGUGAGGCUCUGCUCUACCUGCACGGUCGGGCCCUUGUGUUGCGAGCGCUCUCCUCCCACAGCAUCCUCCUCACACACCCUGGCGUGGCCAAACUCUCUGGCCUCGGCUUCAUGGUGCCCAGUGACAAUAGUCACUGCAGACCCUCGGCUCACCUGCCCCUGCCCCCAGGCCUGUACAACUGGGCCGCCCCUGAGGUGAUCAGACAGAGACCCUGCACAGGGAAGGCUGACCUCUACAGCCUGUGUGCCCUCAUCCAGGAGCUCUAUACAGACUCAGUGCCGUGGGGCCCGGUGGACCCUCGUUGGAUCAGGCAGACUGUUGAGUCGGGCCAGGCCCUGGCUACAGAUUCCAGUGUGCCCCAGCCUUACUACGCCCUGGUCAGGGUGGGCCUGCAGCCCCGCCCUGAGGACCGUACACACAGCCUGCAGGACUUGCGCUACACACUGCGCCAAGACAUGAAGGAAAUGUCCCAAGUAGGGGGAAGAAGGAGUGGGCUGUACACAGACGUAGGAGGAGGGCUUAGGCCUGCAGGCUGGAGUCCAGAGUCCGCCCCAGUCAAGGAGCCUGCAGACCUCAGGCCUACCGCCUACACUGACCCACAGGAAGGUUCUUUAGGCAGUUCCAUGGACACUACAGUGGACAGGGAGAUCCAGGACCAGCUCAACGAACUGGACAAACUGCUGGACAGAGAGAACGAGACAGAGAGGGGAGAAGGAGAGAUGACGACAGACUCUGAACAGCCCAUAUUCCACCGUGACAUCUCUUUUAGGGACAUCCUGCCCCUGGAUGACUGGCGCCUGUGCUCUGUUGUGCCAUCGGAACCCUACAUCACCCAAGAAGAAGAGUCUGACUCCAGCACUGUAACAGAGGAGGAGGAGGAAGAAGAGGAGCAGACAAUUAUGAAGGAGAGGGCUGUUCAGCCAGAGUGCCCAGUGUCCGGAAAGCUCUCGGAGCACAUCAGCUCCAUCGUCCUCAACCUCAAGGUCUCCCAAGUACUGUUGCAGCAGUCCGAGUGCAACCUGGCCGCCGUGGAAGCGGGCCGUUGUCGACGGCAACAGGCGCGGGGGGCGGUCGACGAGGUGGACGGAGGGGCAGAGGGAAAAGAUGCUCAGACCCCCCACAUCUCCUCAGCCUCCACCUCCCUCUCCUCCACUCUCUCUGGGUCGGUGUGUAGUUACAUGUCCCGGGCAGUGGGGCCUCCUUCACAGUACCGCCUCCUACCACAUGGUGUCCACCCCUCGGCCAAGAGACUGGAGGCCCAGCUACUGAAGGGAGGAGAGGCCAGGCCGAUCAGCGCUGAGGAGCUGGCCGCGUGGCAGAGGGAGUAUCCUCCCGAAGAAUACCCUAAUCUGGAGUGCACUACUUCGGAGGGAACCGGCAGCGAGGGCGAAGAGAUGAGCCACUAUAGCUCAGCUCCGGAGGACAGCUUUGUCAACAUAUACCCCAGAAGGCAGCAGCAGGCAGGUAGAGAUAGAGGCUCCAGAGGGACAGUGAGAGGAGGUCAGCAGGCAGAGACAAAGCAGCAGUCAGUGGACAGACAGGAACUCACUGACAGGCUCUGUCUGUCCUCUGAGGGGACAGAAUCUCUUGAGGACAGUCCCAGACAGCCUGAGAUCCCAGCCAAGGCCAAAUGGACCAGCGAAGUGUCAGAGUUGGUGUCCAGGAUGACCCGGGGGCGUCUGUGGGUGGCUGUGGGCCCCCCUGCCAGCAGUGACAGUGAGGAGAUGGAAGACAGACAGGGGUUUGGGCGAGCGGUGGAACCACCCAGACAGGACCCCCUGGGGCGCAGUGACAACGGCUACAGGUCCUCUCCAGACCCUGCCUCACAGCCACAGAAAGCUGCAGCUGAGGCCCUCGAAAGCAGCUCUGAGCUGGAGCAGAUCUUCAAAAGCUUUGCAGGUGUCCAGAGUGAGAGUGAAGAGGAUGCAGAUUUCCACACAGUGAACCGCACCUUCAAUAUGACAUGUGGGGUGUGGGAGGGCUCGGGACAAAGGGAGGAGGAGGGGACCUCUGAGUCGGACUACACCCAGUCUCCUGUGGAGCGUUCCAGCAUGUUCUACACCCCCAACCCAGAGCAGAGGAACAACCCAUCCAGAGACAGCCAGAGCCCUGUCAGCUCAGAGGAGGACCUGGAUGUGACAGUGGAGGUGUGUAGGGGUGCUGACAGUAGGACUGUACCAGAGGAGCAGACGCUGGAGACCAAACACGGGAAGUAUCAGCCUGUACAGGAGUCAGAUGAGAUUGAUAUAAACCCCACUGUCUGUCAGCACGCACCCUUUCCAAUGGCCAGUGGUCUACCUGACCUGGCUGAUGUCUCCAGCAUCACGUGCUCACCCACCCAGCACCAUGAGUGGUUGGGCCAGGAGAGACUGCAACCCAGCCCCCUGAACAGACGGCCUCCGCCCUGCUACAGCACCCCACGCAGCCCAGCGACUGCGCCCAACUACAGAGCCAUGGGGGUCACUGGGGAGCCCAUCCCCGCUCUGCCCAGCCUGCUGGACACCUCCACCUGGGGCAGCACCCGCUCCCUGCCCCCCCACACCGAGAGCUUCGCCACUGCCAGCCUGGGAGCCAGCAUGACAGACCUCUCCAGACAGACCUCACCCCUGAUGAGAGACUCCUCCCUCGAUGAGACUGGGACGCCCGUGGGCGUGUCAGAGUUCACCACAGCCAGCUCCGGAGAUAGACAGACCACAGGGACCAGCCAGGAGGGGGUGGGCCCUACCUACACCGUACCCACCACCAGCCAAGAAAGGUUGGAGGAGAGAGAGAGUUUAGAGGAGAAGAACAUGGAGUAUCUCGAAGGGGAGAGAGGGAUGUCGCUGGCUGCUGACAGGAAAGAAGAGCUGGAAGGGUCCGAUCAGGGUAGCUGUGCUGGUGUGGAUGUCGACCUGAUGGAUGAAGAUCCUCUGGAUGCUAGCUCCUCUGUUUUAGAGGAAGAUGAACUUGUGUCAGAUGAGGAAGAGUUGCCUGGCGAAGAGGAGACAGCCCAUGAGGAUGAAGAGGUGAUUAAUGAUCAAGUGCUAACUGGCAAAGAGGGUUCUGUGGCCAGUACAGAGCAGGCAGAGACAUCAGGAGCUCACCACGGCAGCACACGCAGUGAAGAUUAUCUUUCAGGCUGUGGUCCAGACACAGAGGGAGCUGCAGCACCUGUACAGCAGAGCCAGGCCAAAGGCCUGUCUGGAGGCCCAGAUUCACUGGAGGAGACUGACAGAGCUCACUCUACUCUGGAUGAGGUGCUGCAGGGCAUGUUGGUGGAAAGGGCCCCUGGUCACAGGGUUCUGAAAAGUCCAGGUCUGGUUGCACACCCCAAACAACAACUGGGUGUGUGUGAGCCCCAGGUAGAGGGAGAGUUGAGUGAGGAUGCAGGUUGUCCAGGAGGGGACCGUGCCGAAGUGGCAGAACGGAAGGGGGUCGACACCGACUGGACAGAACCAGCACCUGUCGCAGAAAAGCUAGAGAUGGCUAGUCAUGAGACCUGGAGUCAGCCUCACAGGGUUAUUGUCCUGGAGCAGACUCCCAUCAAAAGCCAAAGUGACCCCAACCAAGUGAGAAAGAACAUGUAGGACAACAUGUAACUUGAGUCUUAUUUCUCUACACCAUCUUAUUCUACAUUUUAAAAUGUAUCCUUUUGGUGGUGAAAACCACCCUUUAAGCAUGACAAUGUUUUCUUUGGUGCUGGACUUUGGAUAACUUAUGCAUUCUCUCCUAAAAAAAAAUCCUUUGGAUCGUUGAGGUCAUACAUUUGUAUGCAGUGCUCUACAUGAAGCUUUAGUUAAAUGAAAUUGUUAAUAGAUCAGAUUUGACCAAUAUUAAAAACUUAAAUGGUUUCCAUCUGCAUUUUAAGCUUUCAUUUAAGGUUCCUGCUCGUUUUGUAAUUAUUUUUCAUAGUUCGGGAAAGCAACUUCACUGUACUUAAGAUGCUAAUGUGUUUGUGCUCUUAAAUAAAUUCUUAAAUGAGCAAAUA